Anolis carolinensis (green anole) is the source of this 2779-nucleotide messenger RNA. It is a transcript of the gene lonp1, whose product is annotated as lon peptidase 1, mitochondrial. NCBI's taxonomy places the organism in Eukaryota, Metazoa, Chordata, Lepidosauria, Squamata, Anolidae. Gene Ontology annotation, molecular function: single-stranded DNA binding; serine-type endopeptidase activity; ATP hydrolysis activity. The record is from RefSeq and is a predicted model, not a curated record. Gene Ontology annotation, cellular component: mitochondrial matrix. Gene Ontology annotation, biological process: mitochondrion organization; protein quality control for misfolded or incompletely synthesized proteins; chaperone-mediated protein complex assembly.
GGGGGCGAGGGCGAGGGCGAGGGCCCGGCUCCGGUGGUGACGGCGCUGGCGCCCCUCAUGGUCCCCGAGCACGUCCCGCGCGUGCCCCUCGUGGCCGUGGCCAGGAACCCCGUCUUCCCGCGCUUCAUCAAGAUCCUCGAGGUGAAAAACAAGAAGUUGGUGGAGCUGCUGAGGAGGAAGGUCAGCUUGGCUCAACCCUACGCAGGCGUCUUUCUCAAGAAGGACGACAACAACGAAUCGGACGUGGUGGAGAGCCUGGACGAGGUCUACGACACGGGGACUUUUGUCCAGAUCCACGAAAUGCAGGACCUCGGCGACAGGCUGCGGAUGAUCGUCAUGGGCCACCGAAGGAUCCGCAUCAACCGGCGGCUGGAGGUGGAGACCGCGGAGGCGGAGGCCACGGAGGCGGAGUCCAAGGCCAAGGUCCGGCGGAAGCCCAAGCGCAACCGGCGAGAGGCCGGGGAGCGGCCGGAGAGCCCGACACCGCUGGGCGAGGUGGUGCUGGGGGGCGCCGCCGAGGCCCUCCCGGGGGAAGUCCUCAUGGUGGAAGUGGACAACGUGGCCCACGAGGAGUUCCAGGUCAACGAGGAGGUCAAGGCCCUGACGGCGGAAAUCGUCAAGACGAUCCGGGACAUUAUUGCCUUGAACCCUCUGUACAGGGAGUCUGUGCUGCAGAUGAUGCAGGCGGGCCAGCGCGUGGUCGACAACCCCAUCUACCUGAGCGACAUGGGGGCGGCGCUGACGGGGGCCGAGUCGCACGAGCUGCAGGACAUCCUGGAGGAGACCAACAUCCCGAAGCGGCUCUACAAGGCCCUCUCCCUGCUCAAGAAGGAGUACGAGCUCAGCAAGCUCCAGCAGCGCCUCGGGCGAGAGGUGGAGGAGAAGAUCAAGCAGACGCACCGCAAGUACCUGCUGCAGGAGCAGCUGAAGAUCAUCAAGAAGGAGCUGGGCCUGGAGAAGGAGGACAAGGACGCCAUCGAGGAGAAGUUCCGGGAGCGGCUGAAGGAGCUGCUGGUCCCGGCGCACGUCAUGGAGGUCAUCGACGAGGAGCUCAACAAGCUGGGCCUCCUGGACAACCACUCCUCCGAGUUCAACGUGACCCGCAACUACCUGGACUGGCUGACGUCCAUCCCGUGGGGCAAGUGCAGCGAGGAGAACCUGGACCUGGUCCGCGCCCAGGCCGUCCUGGAGGAAGACCACUACGGCAUGGAGGACGUCAAGAAGAGAGUGCUGGAGUUCAUUGCGGUCAGCCAGUUGCGGGGCUCCACGCAGGGCAAGAUCCUCUGCUUCUACGGGCCGCCGGGGGUCGGCAAAACCAGCAUCGCCCGCUCCAUCGCCCGGGCCCUCAACCGGGAGUACUUCCGCUUCAGCGUCGGAGGGAUGACCGACGUGGCUGAAAUCAAAGGGCACAGGCGGACGUACGUGGGCGCCAUGCCGGGGAAGAUCAUCCAGUGCCUGAAGAAGACCAAGACGGAGAACCCCCUCAUCCUGAUCGACGAGGUGGACAAGAUCGGCCGGGGCUACCAAGGGGACCCCUCCUCGGCCCUGCUGGAGCUGCUGGACCCCGAGCAGAACGCCAACUUCCUGGACCACUACCUGGACGUCCCCGUGGACCUCUCCAAGGUGCUCUUCAUCUGCACCGCAAACGUGACCGAAACCAUCCCGGAGCCCCUGCGCGACCGGAUGGAGAUGAUCAACGUCUCGGGAUACGUCGCGCAGGAGAAGCUGGCCAUCGCGGAGCGCUACUUGGUCCCUCAGGCUCGGCUCCUGAGCGGCCUGGACGAGAGCAAGGCCUCCAUCUCGCCCGAGGUGCUGACCCUCCUCAUCAAGCAGUACUGCCGGGAGAGCGGCGUCCGGAACCUCCAGAAGCAAGUCGAGAAGGUCUUGCGGAAGUCGGCCUACAAGAUCGUCAGCGGCGAAGCCGAGAAGGUGGAGGUGACGCCGGAGAACCUGCAGGACUUUGUGGGGAAGCCCAUCUUCACGGUGGACCGCAUGUACGACCAGACCCCGCCGGGCGUGGUCAUGGGCCUGGCCUGGACCGCCAUGGGCGGGUCCACCCUGUUUGUGGAGACCUCCCUGCGCCGCCCCCGGGACCCGGAGAGCAAGGAGGGCUCCCUGGAGGUGACGGGGCAGCUGGGAGACGUCAUGAAGGAGAGCGCCAAGAUCGCCUACACCUUCGCCCGGGCCUUCCUCAUGCGCCGCGACCCCCACAACGACUUCCUGGCCGUCUCCCACCUCCACCUCCACGUCCCCGAGGGAGCCACCCCGAAGGACGGGCCCAGCGCCGGCUGCACCAUCGUGACGGCCCUGCUCUCGCUGGCCUUGGGCCGGCCCCUGCGGCAGAACGUGGCCAUGACGGGGGAGGUCUCGCUGACCGGGAAGAUCCUCCCCGUGGGAGGCAUCAAGGAGAAGACCAUUGCGGCCAAGCGGGCGGGCGUCUCCUGCGUGAUCCUCCCCUCGGAAAACAAGAAGGACUUCUCCGACCUGGCCGCCUUCAUCACGGAGGGGCUGGAGGUGCACUUUGUGGACCACUACCACCAGAUCUUUGACGUGGUCUUCCCAAAGACGGACUCGCACCUCGACGGCGCCUCCUGAGCCUCUACAAAAAGGCCACUCUCCCAACCGAGAGGGACUGCUCCGCUGCCAUGGACCGGGCUCCGUUUCCUGCUGCCUUUUGACGCAUUUUGCACCCAAAACCAUGACGAACCAAUUAAGUGUUUUUUUCCCCCCGAGUGCGAUCGGGACUGCGAGAUUGUGGAUAAAGGAGAAAUCUAUUUGC